Molecule: messenger RNA, 1782 nt
Organism: Neltuma alba
Lineage: Eukaryota; Viridiplantae; Streptophyta; Magnoliopsida; Fabales; Fabaceae
Product: serine/threonine-protein kinase SRK2A
Exons: 9
Coding region: 482-1555 (357 amino acids)
Biological process (GO): protein phosphorylation
Molecular function (GO): protein serine/threonine kinase activity; ATP binding
Source: RefSeq, a predicted model, not a curated record
AUAUACCUUGUCAAAAGGGCAAUCACGAAGUCAAUGCGAGACCUUUGAGUUCCCCUAUCACUCCGGCGUUUUUAGAGAUCCAAUGACAAUCCAUCUCAAUGCCAAACCUCAACACAAAACCAAAACCGAAAUUGCCAUCCCCAAGUAACGCAGGAAGGAACUCAGUGGAUUCAAGCUGGUCCAGCCUCCUCAUGCAUCGUUGUUAUUCUCCUUCUCCUACUUUUCCUUUAUGCAAUUUUCUAAUCCUUUCUCUCUCCUCACUCCCACGUGCUCACUCUUCUUCCUCACUCCCUUGCACUAUAUCCCAAAUUCCAUCAUAAAUUCCCCGUUCGCUUUCUUUCUCUGUAUCAUACGACGCAUUAGAUUUAGCCCCGCCAAACUCCUCUCCUGAUUUCGGAACGGACUUGAUCCAAUUCAGAGGAGGCCUCCAUAAUUGUUGUGAUUGCUCCGCUUGAGGAGAUACCGCAAGAGAUUGGACGGUAUGGAUAAGUACGAGGAGGUGAAGGAUUUGGGAGCUGGCAAUUUCGGGGUGGCUAGGCUCAUGAGGAACAAGGAGACCAAGGAGCUCGUCGCCAUGAAAUAUAUCGAGCGUGGUGGCAAGAUUGAUGAGAACGUGGCGAGAGAGAUUAUGAACCACAGGUCCCUUCGACACCCCAAUAUAAUCCGAUUCAAGGAGGUCAUUUUGACCCCCACACAUUUAGCCAUAGUAAUGGAGUAUGCAGCGGGGGGAGAACUAUUUGAGAGGAUAUGCAAUGCCGGCAGAUUCAGCGAAGACGAGGCUAGAUAUUUCUUUCAGCAGCUGAUAUCUGGUGUCAAUUUCUGUCACACCAUGCAAAUAUGCCACAGAGAUUUAAAACUUGAAAAUACCCUUUUGGAUGGAAGUCCGGCACCUCGCCUGAAAAUUUGCGAUUUUGGUUAUUCCAAGUCAUCUUUGUUGCAUUCAAGACCCAAGUCUACGGUUGGAACCCCAGCUUAUAUAGCACCCGAAGUUCUUUCUAGGCGCGAAUAUGAUGGCAAGUUGGCUGAUGUGUGGUCAUGUGGAGUGACUCUUUAUGUGAUGCUUGUUGGAGCAUAUCCCUUUGAGGACCAGGAUGACCCAAGGAAUUUCCGGAAAACGAUCCAGCGAAUAAUGGCCGUUCAAUACAAAAUCCCAGAUUAUGUUCACAUAUCUCAAGAUUGCAGGCACCUCCUCUCUCGCAUUUUUGUGGCUAAUCCAUUGAGGAGAAUAACAAUAAAGGAAAUUAAGAUCCAUCCAUGGUUUCUGAAGAACCUACCAAGGGAGCUAACUGAGUCAGCGCAGGCUGUGUAUUACCAGAGAGACAACCCAAGCUUUUAUUCUCAGAGUGCGGAGGAAAUAAUGAGAAUUGUUGGAGAGGCAAGAACCCCGCCUCCAGUAUCCAGGCCUGUCAAAGGUUUUGGGUGGGAAGGCGAAGAAGAAGAGGAAGAAGAAGGAGCAGAAGAAGAGGUGGAAGAGGAGGAGGAAGAUGAAGAAGAAGAUGAGUACGACAAGAGGGUGAAGGAGGUUCACGCAAGCGGAGAAUUUCAAGUCAGUUGAGCCAUACAAUUCUGAUGCACUCGUUCAAUUGUAUGCUAGUUAAGUUCGUAUUUAGAUGUAUCAUAAUUCAUGAAGACUUAUAAUAUAAACGUGGGAUAUAUACAAAUAGGCUCAGUUCAUGGCUGUAUUCAUCAUGUAAUGUGUACUUGGUUCGGCCAUGGAUUCCAUGUUUGAGUUGUCUUAUAUUAUGGUCAAUAUGUACUCCAAUAGUAUUGCUGUAGCAGAUA